GGAAGUGCCGGGCGGUCACGUGGGCGGCCAUGGCGGAGCCCAAGCUCCGCGUGAACGCGGCGUUCGCGGAGCGCUACGGGCGGUACCGGCGGCGGGAGGAGCUGCAGCGCCUGCGGGACCGCUAUGGGGACAGCGGCGACAGCGACAGCGACAGCUCCGAGUCCAGCGGGGACGACGUGGCCCUGGACCCCCGGGAGGAGCGGGAGUUCUACCGGACCCUGGCGCUGCUGAAGACGCGGGACCCCCGGAUUUACCGGGCGGACACCACGUUCUACACCCGGGAAGAAUCCGAGGAGGAGGAGGAUGGUGAGGAGGAGGAGGAGGAAGAGCGCCCAGCCAAGCCGAUGUUCCUGAAGGAUUACGAGAGGAAGGUGGUGCUGGAGAAGGAAGGCAAAUACGUGGACGAGGAGGAUGAGGAGGAUGAAGAGGCGGCAGCCAAGCGGAGGAAGGUCGAAGCCUCCCAGAGUUACGCGGAAGAGCAGCGGGCGCUGAAGGAGAGUUUCCGAGCCUUCGUGGCCGACAGCGAGGAGGAGGAGGAGGAGGAGGAGGGAGGGGCCCUGCUCCGGCCACGAGUCCGAUCCCAGGAGGAGAAGGAGCGGGAGGAGGAGCAGUACCUGCGCUGGCUGCGGGGCCAGGCCGAGGCCCCCCCGGAGCCGCUGCAGGACCUGGAGCCCCUGCAGAAGUUCUGGUCGGACCCGGCGCUGGAGCCGGGCGAGCGAUUCCUGCGGGAUUAUCUCCUGGGCAGCGGCUUCCGCGAGGAGGAGGAGGAGGAGGGGGACGAGGGGGCAUCCCUCCCCUCCCUGGACGACUCCUCAGACGAGGGAGAGCAGUUCCUGCAGCGGCAGCAGGAAUUCGAGCGCCGGCACAAUUUCCGCUUCGAGGAGCCGGGAGCGGCUCAGAUCCAGACGUUCCCACGCCACAUCCCCACCUCGGUGCGGCGCCGGGACGAGCGGCGCAAGGAGAAGCGGGAGCAGAUCCGCGAGAGGAAGAAGAAGGAUCGGGCGCGGCGCCGGGAGGAGCUGAAGCAGCUGAAGAACCUGAAACGGCAGGAGCUGGCCGCCCGCAUCGCCCGCAUCCGCGACGCCUCCGGCUCCGACGCCUUCGGCCUCACCGACUCCCUGCUCCAGGAGGAUUUCGACCCCGCCCGCCACGACCGCCUCAUGGCCGAAUGGUUCGGGGAGGAAUACUACGGCCGGGGCGAGGAGGAGAAGCCGCAGUUUGAGGAGGAGGAGGGGCUGGAUGAUGAGUGGAACUGGGACGCCUGGACGGGGCGGGAAGAGGGGGAGCCCCAGGCAGAGCCGCACUGCGAGGACCCCGACUUUGUGAUGGACGCGGAUUACGUCCCCGAGGCCCCCCUGGACCCCGUGGCCCCCCCAGCCCGGGCCCCCCCCGAGGUGUCCUUUGGGAAGAAGCGGCGGAAAACAAAGUUCCGGGAGGCCCUGGAGCGGGAGAAGCCCCCGUUCGACCCCGCCUCCGGCCCCUUCGAGCAGUACCUGGACGAGUUCUACGCCCUCGACUUCGAGGACAUGGUUGGGGACCUCCCCUGUCGCUUCAAGUACCGCCGGGUCCUGCCCUGCGACUUCGGCCUCACCACGGACGAGAUCCUGGCAGCCGAUGACAAAGAGCUGAACCGCUGGUGCUCCCUGCGCAAGACCUGCAUGUACCGCUCGGAGCAGGAGGAGCGGCAGGACCAGGCCAAUUACAGCCGGCGGGCGCAGAACCUCGGGAGGAAGCACCAGAUCCUGAGAUCCCUCGUGGCUGACCCUGAGGAGCCGGAGGCAGCGCCGGCGAAGCCGAAAUUUGGGAAGAAACGCCGGGAGAAGAGGAAGCGUCAGGAGGAGGCGGGAAAAGGGGAGCCCCCUGCGGCCCCCCAAAAUCCCGGGGCUCCCCGGCGCCGGGGGGGGGCCCCCCUGGGCGCGGCCGUGCGCUUAGGGGGCCGGGAGUUCAGUGGGAAGAGGCUGGAAGCCUUCGGCCUCAACCCCCGCAGGCUCCGGUUCCGGCAGCUCCAGCGGCAGCGGGGAAAGGAGCGGGGGGAGAAAGCUGGGGAGCCCCCAGAGAAACCCGGGAAAAACUCUGGGAGCAGCGGGAAAACUUCCAGGAGCAGCGGGAAAAUGGCAGCCGUCAAUGGGAAAAAACAGAAACGCAGGAAAAACGCCCCAAGUCCCCAAAAAAACACCUGAAACCC
Messenger RNA from Corvus hawaiiensis (hawaiian crow), 2185 nucleotides. It is a transcript of the gene KRI1, whose product is annotated as KRI1 homolog. The transcript has 19 exons. The coding region runs from base 30 to 2180 and encodes 716 amino acids. Gene Ontology annotation, cellular component: 90S preribosome; nucleolus. Gene Ontology annotation, biological process: endonucleolytic cleavage in ITS1 to separate SSU-rRNA from 5.8S rRNA and LSU-rRNA from tricistronic rRNA transcript (SSU-rRNA, 5.8S rRNA, LSU-rRNA). NCBI's taxonomy places the organism in Eukaryota, Metazoa, Chordata, Aves, Passeriformes, Corvidae. The record is from RefSeq and is a predicted model, not a curated record.